Pocillopora verrucosa is the source of this 2863-nucleotide messenger RNA. Its product is annotated as histone acetyltransferase KAT2A. The record is from RefSeq and is a predicted model, not a curated record. NCBI's taxonomy places the organism in Eukaryota, Metazoa, Cnidaria, Anthozoa, Scleractinia, Pocilloporidae. Gene Ontology annotation, cellular component: ATAC complex; nucleus. Gene Ontology annotation, molecular function: protein binding; histone H3 acetyltransferase activity. Gene Ontology annotation, biological process: positive regulation of transcription by RNA polymerase II; chromatin remodeling.
GAUGGCGGCCCAGGCCGCCUCGAGUAUGAGUGAAAUAUCUUCAUCUGCAAACGGUUCUGAUGCAACCAAGCGGCCUGGAACACCGCAGAUAACACCAUCAGAGCUCAGCCGUCCAGCUAAUUUACAAAGAAUUGCCCAGAGGAAAGCGCAAAUAAAGACUUAUCCGAUCAGAAAAAAGCUAGAGAAACUGGGUGUAUAUUCCUCAUGUAAAGCUGAAGAUUCUUGUAAAUGUAAUGGAUGGAAGAAUCCUAACCCACCACCAACACCUACCAGAGUGGAUCUUUCUCAACCUCUCGCAAACCAAACAGACCCAUGUCGUAGCUGUGGCCACACCUUAGGAGCACACAUCUCUCAUUUACAUGACAUUCCAGAAGAUGAGCUUAACCGACUUCUCUGCAUGGUCAUUGAUGUUGAGAACUUAUUUAUGUGCGUACAUAAGGAGGAAGAUGCUGAUACCAAACAAGUUUACUUUUACCUAUUUAAAAUUCUGAGGAAGGGAAUUCUGCAGAUGUCGAAUGUAACAGUGGAAGGCCCUCUUGGUACACCUCCAUUUGAGAAGCCAAGCAUUGGCAAGGCUGUCCUUAACUUUGUGCUAUACAAGUUUGGUCACCUUCCACAAAGGGAGUGGCAGAUAAUGCAUGAUCUAGCUAAGAUGUUUUUACAUUGCUUAAAUCACUGGAAGCUUGAGACACCAACUGUAAAGAAACAGCACUCCCAGGGUGAAGAACUUGCAGCAUAUAAAGCCAAUUACACAAGAUGGCUAUGCUACUGCCAAGUUCCUGUGUUCUGUGACAGUUUAAAGAAAUAUGAUCCCACUGCUGUGUUUGGAAGGACACUAUUAAGAUCAGUGUUCUCAGUCAUGAGAAGACAGCUCUUGGAGAAAUUCAGAGCAGAAAAAGAGAAAAUGCCGCCUGAUAAGAGAACUAUUGUCUUGACUCACUUCCCAAGAUUUCUGUCAAUGUUAGAAGAAGAAGUGUAUGGUGAGAACUCUCCUGUAUGGGAUGAUGACUUCACUGUCCCUCAGUCACUGUCUCUAGGUCCAUCAAGACUUGUUUCUCCUUUGACUCCAUUAACAGAUAAAGGGGAUUCCUUGGUAGCUACAGCUAGCGCUGCAGUUGGCUCAAGUUUAUCUUCAAUGUCAUCCAUGCUUCAACUGUCCAGUUCUACCUCACCAACAGAAGACUUGACUGGGGAGAAGAGGAGUUCUGAGGACGAUGGAACUGCUGAUAAUAGUAUCAAGAGACAAAAGUUGGCAGGAGAUGUGCCUGUUGAAGUUUUAACCCAGAUUGUUGCGACAAUAUCAGAUCCUUCUGCCAUGCUAGGCCCUGAGGGAGGCCUUUAUCCUGGUACCCAUAGCGCACGAGAUGAGGCGGCGCGCUGCGAGGAGAGAAGAGGAGUCAUCGAAUUUCACGUCGUCGGAAACUCAUUCACCAGACAGCCCUCAAGGCAGACACUACUUUGGCUGGUUGGAUUACAAAACGUGUUCUCUUAUCAGUUGCCAAGGAUGCCCAAAGAAUACAUCUCUAGACUUGUGUUUGACCCGAAACACAAGACUUUAGCUCUGGUAAAGGACAACAAACCCAUCGGUGGAAUUUGCUUUCGGAUGUUCCCCACUCAGAAUUUCACAGAAAUCGUGUUCUGUGCCGUCACUUCGAAUGAGCAAGUCAAGGGCUAUGGAACGCAUCUAAUGAACCACCUCAAGGACUAUCACGUCAAACAUUCUGUUCUGAAUUUUCUCACUUACGCCGACGAGUACGCGAUAGGUUACUUCAAAAAACAGGGGUUCAGUAAGGAUAUUAGAAUGCAGAAGUCAUCCUACAUUGGUUAUAUUAAAGACUACGAAGGUGCCACGUUAAUGCAUUGCGCUAUAAAUUCGCGAAUCCAGUACACUGAAUUCUCCACGAUCAUCAGAAAACAAAAAGAGAUCGUGAAACAACUGAUGGAGAAGAAACAAACUGAAAUCCGUAAAGUGUACCCGGGGCUCAAAUGUUUUCAAGAAGGAGUAAGACAAAUCCCCGUAGAGAGUAUACCAGGAAUCCGUGAAACGGGAUGGAAGCCAUCCUUAACGAAGAGUGAGGAUGACACAGCUGAUGCUGACCACCUACAGACUCAACUAAAAAACAUCCUGACACAAGUCAAGAAUCAUGCCAGCUCGUGGCCUUUCCAAAGACCCGUGGAAAUCUCUGAAGCACCCGAUUAUUAUGAUCACAUCAAAUACCCAAUGGAUCUUCGCACGAUGACCGAUAGGUUAAAAAGUGGUUAUUUCAGCUCGAAGAAGCUGUUUAUCGCCGACAUGAUGAGAAUUUUCACAAACUGCCGAACCUAUAAUGCUCCGGAGACUGAGUACUACAAGUGCGCAAAUACUGUGGAGAGAUUUUUCCUCAGUAAAGUUAAAGAACUCAGAAAGACGAACUGAGCUCCAAUGUCACAUCAUCUUUCAACCCCAGAGUUGAUUUUCAAGAAGUGAAACUUUUCCUUUGCUAUCAAAACAAUAUCCAGCAAGCAACCACGCCGAAAGAAUGGUUUUGUAUUAAUUCUCUGUACUAAUUUAAAUCAACGCUUACCAACCGCAAGAAGGGAGCAUUGCCAAAUAGAUCGUAGAAGUUGUAGAUUUUUUUCGGAAACACGCUGUCUCUGAAAGAGCAGUACCUCGUUCCCAGGAUCUCUCUCCUUCUUGCUUCAGAGGACGUGAAAUGAUAUGAAAGGAGAAGGUCGACGAGGUUAAACUUGGACACGAAAAAAAUGGAUGAACGAAUGGAACUUAAAAUGAACAGAAAAAAGAAGAAACCUAGAGUUUAACUUCAAAUUUUAUUCACUGUUUUAAAAAUUAACUACAUCGAUUAAUACAGCCGAAUGUACAUUU